GCGCGUGUUUUGAUUCUACACGAGUUGUCAAGUGAUGCGAUUGUUUCUGUUGAAUUUUCUCUCGGUCUUUUGUAAUGCGUUUAACGGCAUUUUUCACUAAUAAAACCCCUAGAUAGCUAGCAAUAAAUUUGUAAUAUAAUCAGGAGUGAGUAUGGAGGAAGAGGAUCCGGUCGUGGAGGAGAUCCCCGUAUAUUUAUCCAAAUCCCUGGCGGAAAACUUGUAUGUCUUUCAAUUCUCAACGAGAGAGGGUCACUACACAAUUGACUGCAAUGACGUGGUGAAUUGCUGUGUAAAACCGCACAAUCAGCAGGUAAAGGUGGACUUUGGGUUGGACACCAAUUCGCGCAACUAUGACAACUUCAAGGGUUCACAGCUGGCCAUCGGGGCGGACGGGAAGCAUCCCUCAAAGGGUGACCGGCCGUCAUAUCCGGACGGCACGAUGGACAAGAUGAGCUUCAUGAGCUCGAAAGCACUGCAGAAUUCAGGAAAUUAUGUGAUAGGUGUUAUGCAGGAUCGAGAAGUGCACACAACACCCCUUAAUGGCAUCCUCCAGAUGCGCCCGUCCUUCUCCUAUUUCGACAAACAGGACGCGCGACGGCGAGCCGAGCAGAAGACGGAGUCAGAGUUGGAGGCCGAGGAGGAGGAACUGAAGCAGAUCACCGUGAAAUUCGCACGCAGCAGCGACAGUGAGAAGGCGAAGAAGGCGCGCGAGAAGACAUUCGACUUUCUGGCGGCGCGCGAGGCCGAGGAGCCCUGGUGUGAAGCCUUCUGGCAUCCCAACCAGUCUGCGGCUGUGGAGCUGGAGAAACAGAGGCUGUUCUGCACCAAGACCACUCCCACAGGUCACACGCUGGCCUCCACGAGUCGAGACUACGUGAAGGCGCUCAUCCCGCCUGAGAGGCACGACAAGUCCGUGGAGAGCAUCGUGCCCAGCGGCAUUGUUAGCCUGUACAAGCUGAAGGAUUUGGGAUUGCAGGAACAGAUCAAGAACAUCCUGAUAGACGUCAAAAUGGUGUCUCUGACGCAAUUGCUGGCCAUCCUGGACGAUCGCGAGGCGAGUGAGGAGAAGGUGGUGCGCAUCCUGCCCCUGGUGGGGAUGCUGAUACGCGGCAACUGGGUGGUGCAGUCAGAGAUACUCUAUCCGGUCGAGUCCUUCUCCAGCACCAACGGCAUUUCCAGCGAGAUCAUGUGUCGCAGUCGGGAUUACGUGUUGCAUCAGCUGGUGAAGCGGAACUGCGUGGACAGGCAGAAGAUCGCCGCGGUGAUUCAGCUGCCGCCCGAGGAGGUCAAAGAGAUCCUCUUGUCUGUGGCUCAGGUGUCGUCGCGUGGCUGGGAAUUGCCGCUGAUGCCAGAUGUGCGCUUUGAGGCCAAAUAUCCGGAGAUGGUGUCGCGGCAGGAGCUGUGGUGGCGCAGCCGGGAGGAUCUGUUCGCCGAGAUGGAGUCCGAGAAGGGGCCGAAGCGUGUGCGCAAGAGAUCCAUCAGAGAGUCCAGCAAAGUGCCGGCCGACAAGGUGAACGGCACAGCCUAAUAAAUGUGAACGUGUGAGAGAGAAUAA
This is a messenger RNA of Phlebotomus argentipes, 1555 nucleotides long. It is a transcript of the gene Polr3E, whose product is annotated as DNA-directed RNA polymerase III subunit RPC5. The record is from RefSeq and is a predicted model, not a curated record. Gene Ontology annotation, biological process: DNA-templated transcription. Gene Ontology annotation, cellular component: RNA polymerase III complex; nucleus. The transcript is spliced from 5 exons. The coding region runs from base 152 to 1528 and encodes 458 amino acids. NCBI's taxonomy places the organism in Eukaryota, Metazoa, Arthropoda, Insecta, Diptera, Psychodidae.